CAAUAAAACAGCUCCAUCUUGGAAAUAGUUCUCUCAAUAGCUAAAGAGCACUCCAGAACUCCAUACGAUUAAGACGAAGCCCAUUGCGAGCCACCGUAUCAAUCUCCAUACCGAACAGAGCCUCCGCAAUUGGUUUGAGACUGAAUAUCGUCCGGCAUUAGAGGAAACUGGUAUAUGCCAUGGGGAUCGGAUACAUAAUAUAGACGAGAAAGGCGUACGAAUUUGUAUGCCUUCAGGAGAGGAAGUAGUAGUUCCAAUUGGAAUCAAGAAGAUAUAUACAGGAAUACCAGAAAAUCGCAUGUCUCUUACGAUAAUUAAGUACAUAUCUGCAGAUGGCAAGGCAAUUCCUCCGGUAGUAAUUAUCCCUGGAAUUAUAAUUAUGGUUUCUUGGUUCUAUAAAAAUAUAACCGGUCAUGAGGUUAUUAUAGUCUCUCCUACAGGAUAUACGAACGAGGGCAUUUAUAUGGUUUGGUUAGACCAUUUUAUCAAGCAUAAUAACUGCGGUCCUAACAAGAAAUGGCAUAUUCUCUUAAUUAACAAAGCAACUUACUACCAAGCGGACGAUUUUAUCCUAAAAGCUACGUUUAAUAAGAUACGAAUCGUCUAAUUCCCCUCUCAUCAAACCCACCUACUUCAACCAUGCAAUAUUGGUAUUUUUAGGGAAUGGAAAUACUACCAACAGGUCAAUAUUAUAAAUGCAAUUCGCUCGUACGAGCCGGAAUACAACGUCUAGUACUUCUUUCGCGAUCUUCCUGGAAUACGGGAGAAGACAUUUACUAUCCGUACAAUCAAAUACGCUUUUCAGAACGCUGGAAUUUGGCCUGUCAGUUUCAAAGCAGUA
Molecule: messenger RNA, 841 nt
Organism: Hyaloscypha bicolor E
Lineage: Eukaryota; Fungi; Ascomycota; Leotiomycetes; Helotiales; Hyaloscyphaceae
Exons: 1
Coding region: 227-607 (126 amino acids)
Source: RefSeq, a predicted model, not a curated record